Brugia malayi is the source of this 1110-nucleotide messenger RNA. RefSeq lists its product as uncharacterized. Gene Ontology annotation, molecular function: 3'-phosphoadenosine 5'-phosphosulfate transmembrane transporter activity. The transcript is spliced from 7 exons. Lineage: Eukaryota; Metazoa; Nematoda; Chromadorea; Rhabditida; Onchocercidae. Gene Ontology annotation, biological process: transmembrane transport. Gene Ontology annotation, cellular component: Golgi membrane; endoplasmic reticulum membrane. The coding region runs from base 1 to 1110 and encodes 369 amino acids. The record is from RefSeq and is a predicted model, not a curated record.
AUGACAUCACGACAAUUGCUACCUUUUACUAUCAGUGAUAUUUCUCAGCCAGAAGCAUUGGUAUCAAAUGCAGAAGAAAUUACUCUACUUGGAACUGUCAUCACUUUUAGAUCAAAAAGAUUACAAUUUAUUAUACUUUGUUGUGCGGUAUUCGUUUUUUAUAUAAUCUAUGGUUUUCUUCAGGAAUUAAUGUUUAAAGUGGAUGGUAUGGAAUUAUAUGGAUGGCAUUUAACAUUGAUUCAAUUUUUGAUCUAUUCCAUAAUGGCGCAAUUGGAAAGUAUUUAUUGCGCUGUAAUAAAUGAACGAAGAAGAAAAAUUCCCAUAUAUAUUUACUUACAAAUAGCAACAUUUACGGUUGGUACGAUGGGUUUCUCGAAUGUAGCAGUUGGUUAUUUAAACUAUCCGACACAAGUAAUUUUCAAAUGUUGCAAAUUGAUACCUGUUUUAAUUGGUGGAAUUAUUAUUCAAGGGAAGCAAUACUCAUGCAUCGAUUUUACAGCAGCAUGUAUGAUGAGCUUUGGUCUUAUUAUUUUUAUCUUAGGUGAUAGUGUCGUAUCUCCAAUGUUUAAUCCUUUUGGAUAUACGAUGAUUUCAAUUGCUUUACUUUUUGAUGCCAUAAUUGGUAAUAUUCAAGAGAAAUCAUUGCAUACUUAUAAAGCUAGUAAUAAUGAAAUGAUUCUGUAUUCGUAUUCUAUUGGAUUUAUCUAUAUUAUGCUGGGAUUAAUGAUUUAUGGCAAUUUUUUGGACGGGUUUUACUUCUUCUUUACGCAUCCAUUACAAACUUAUGGUUACGUUACACUAUUUUCCAUAUCUGGCUAUCUUGGUCUUAAUGCAGUACUAAGCUUAGUACGUACCCAAGGAGCACUUACUGCUGUUACUGUAACAACUAUUCGAAAAGCAGUUACAAUUACUCUAUCAUUCCUGUUUUUUUCAAAACCAUAUGUUAUGCAAUAUUUAUGGGGUAGUUUGCUAAUAUUAACAGCUAUUUAUCUUAAUCUUUAUAGUAAGAAUCGAACAAGCUGGGAAUUGAUUAUUAAGAAUUUCAUUCAAUAUUUACGUGUUACAUAUACUAUAAACUAUUCCAAGUCUCCUUCUAUCUAUUCCACUUAA